Molecule: messenger RNA, 1293 nt
Organism: Durotheca rogersii
Lineage: Eukaryota; Fungi; Ascomycota; Sordariomycetes; Xylariales; Xylariaceae
Product: acyl-CoA dehydrogenase domain-containing protein
Exons: 2
Coding region: 1-1293 (430 amino acids)
Biological process (GO): butyrate catabolic process; fatty acid beta-oxidation using acyl-CoA dehydrogenase
Molecular function (GO): flavin adenine dinucleotide binding
Source: RefSeq, a predicted model, not a curated record
AUGCCGAUCGACUUCCAGCUGAGCACCUCUGAGGCUGGCACGCGAGCCGCAGCGGCCGCGUUCGCCGAAAAGGUGCUGAGGCCCUCUCGUUCUCUCUAUGCUAAGCUCCCCACACAGCGCGAACGCUUCCAGGCCACCCGGCCGGUCUACGAGGCGGCUGCUGCCAGCGGGUUGGUCAAGGGCCAGAUUCGGCCCGAGCUGGGUGGCAGCGGCGGAUCGUUGGUCGAGGCAGCGAUCCUCGUGGAGGAAUGCUACACGGUCGAGCCGUCGGCCUCGCUUACCGUCUUCGCGACCGGACUGGGCCUGUCGCCGCUCAAUAUCGUGCAGAAGCCGGAGCUGAAGGAAUUUCUGGCGCCCUUCCUUUCUGGUGCCGGCGCCCCUCUCGCCUCGCUUGUCUUCAGCGAACCGGGCGGCGUGGCCAACUGGCUGGAGAGGGGCGGGAGAGGACUCAACACCACCGCGCGCAAAGACGGCAACGAGUGGGUUCUGAAUGGCGAAAAGCUCUGGGCGACGAACAGCGCCGGCUGGGACUACAAGGGUCCAGACCUCGCUUGUGUCGUCUGCCGAGAUGUCACCAGCCCCCCCAGCGACGACCAGGAGCCGCGGGAUAGCAUCAUGAUCCUGCUCGUGACUCGGGCAGACUUGGAACGGAACGGGCCUGAUGCCUUCCAGGUCGUCGGGGACGUGGAAACUAUGGGACACACGUCGGUUUCCGGCCCGCAUAUCAAGUACACUAAUGUCCGCCUGCCACUUAAGAAUGUGCUUUGUGCGCCUGGGGACGGGGCAGCUGUUGUCAACGGCGCGUUUGAUAGCAGUGCGGUGCUAGUGGGCGCCAUGAGUGUCGGCCUGAUGCGCGCCGCCUUCGACGCCUCGCUAGCAUUUGCCCGGAGCGACGACCGCCGCGGAGCGGUCCCCUUGCUCGAGCGGCAGGCUGUCGCCGAUUUGCUUUCGGGCAUCAAGAUGCAGACGGAAGCUUGCCGCGCCCUGGUCUGGAAAGCUGCGUACGUCCUAGAGAACGGGCCGGGCGACUACGACGCCCGAAGAGAGCUCGCGCUCGCUGCGAAGGUGUACUGCAGCGACGCCGCAGUCAAGGCAGUCACUGAGGCAAUCAAUGCCGUCGGAAUUACGGCAUACGAUAAUAGCCUACCCUUCGCGGGGCUUCUCACUAACGCGAUGGUGCUGCCAAUCUUUGACGGGGGGAACGUGGGAAUCAGACGGCGACAUCUGCAACAGCUUAUGCUAGCACCGUCGUAUGAUGCCUGGGCGACGACUUUUGGACCGUCUAAGCAGUAA